Molecule: messenger RNA, 3018 nt
Organism: Leguminivora glycinivorella
Lineage: Eukaryota; Metazoa; Arthropoda; Insecta; Lepidoptera; Tortricidae
Exons: 2
Coding region: 1-2868 (955 amino acids)
Source: RefSeq, a predicted model, not a curated record
AUGCGAGAGGUUACAUAUGAUACCGCCACGCCUCGAGUUCUCAUCGGCUCAGACAACUGGCACCUCAUAUUCCCACUAGAAGCUCGUGUUGGCUCGAAGAAUGAACCCGCAGCAGUUAGGAUAGACCUUGGCUGGUUAAUAUAUGGACGCGCGCCGCAGAACCCGCGACAAGCUGAACGAGUGCUGCAUCUCUCACAAGCAAGUGAACGAGACGGUGAGUUAAACAAACAAUUGCAACGAUAUUUUGAAACAGACUCCCUGGGGAUAAAGCUGAUCGACAAGGUGCACCCGCAGGAUGAGCGAGCACAAAAGUUGUUUAACGACACUGUAAAGCAUGUGAGUACACCAGAAGGCCCAAGAUACGAAGUAGGGCAGCUAUGGCGCGAGGACGACCCCAAGCUCCCGCCUAGCUACAGCAUGGCCCUAACAAGACUGCGCGGGAUAGAAAGAAAAAUGGACAGGGAUCCCAACUUCGCUGCUAAAUAUACUGCGCAAGUGGAUAAUUUGCUCAGGAAGGGAUAUGCUGAGAGAGUAAGUGAACCCGGCCCAGAUCCAAGAUCAUACUAUCUUCCUCAUUUUGCUGUCCAUAACCCGAACAAACCAAAGAAGAUUCGUUUGGUUUUCGACGCAGCAGCAUUGAAUCAAGGGCAAAGCCUGAACAAUUUCAUUCUUGAAGGGCCAGAUAUGUUACAAUCACUGUUAGGUAUAAUGUUACGCUUCAGGGAAGGUGCGUUUGCAGUCACUGCAGAAGUAGAAGAGAUGUUCUUGAGAAUCCAGAUCCGUGAAGAGGACAGAAACUCGCAGAUGUUCCUGUGGCGUGCAGAGCGCCGAGAUGGCGUCCCCGAUGUGUACCAAAUGAAGUCAAUGGUGUUUGGAAUCGCGAGCUCCCCGUUCCUCGCACAUUCGGUAAGAAAUUACAAUGCUUAUGCUCACGAGAACCGCUACCCGAGGGCCUUGGAAGACAUAGUAAGAAAUCAUUACAUGGAUGACUAUGUUUCAAGCUAUGAGAACGAAGCAGAGGCCAUCGCCAGCGCUGAAGAGGUGACCGCCUGCCACGAACAGGCAGGAUUUCAUCUCCGAGGGUGGUCCAGUAACUCAUCGCUUCUCCUAGAACGGAUCCCGGAGGAACUGCGGACUGACACACCCACACUCAUCGGUGAUAAGGAUCAAAAGGUAUUGGGUUUAACCUGGGAUGCAAGAACAGACCACCUCGGCUUUAACACAACCAUGAUUCGAGUCCCCAGUGAAGUUAAAAAUCUAAAAAGGGCUCCAACGAAAAGAGAAACUCUCAGCGCAGUAAUGAGCAUUUAUGACCCGUUAGGAAUAAUAUCCUAUUUCUCAAUUACAGUGAAGAUCCAGCUGCAGCGACUCUGGGGCCUUGGUUUGGAUUGGGACGCCCCGCUGCCGCCAGACGAGUGCAGGGAGUUCCAGACAUGGUUGCUAGCGCUAGAACACGUCGGCAGACUGCGCAUUCCCCGUCACUACGGGCCUAUGGAAAUGGUGAGACGAACCCUCCAUAUUUUUGUUGAUGCCUCCUCACAAGCUUACGCAGCGGUCGCUUACUGGCGUAUCGAAAGACGAGGGGAGAUCCACGUCAGUCUGAUCGCAGCGAAGGCUAAAGUGGGACAGACGCGUGCUAUUUCAAUACCAAGAGCAGAGCUACAGUCAGCCCUGAUCGGAGCCCGACUGAAGAAAACUAUCCUAGAACAACACAGGUAUGAAGUCGAAGAAGUCGUAAUGUGGUCUGACAGCCGAACGACGCUGCAUUGGGUACGCGAGAACGCACGUCGUUACAGCGCCUUCGUCUCGCACCGCCUGGGUGAGAUCGCCGAACUCACAGAACCAGAACAAUGGCGAUGGGUCCCAACCCGACAGAACGUCGCGGAUGACGCUACCCGAGCGGACAGUACACGUGAGUUUGACAUAACACACAGAUGGUUCCAAGGACCCGCCUUCCUGAAACUACCGAGAACAGAAUGGCCAAAAGAACCCUCGAACCAGCCAGAACCAGAGCUAGCAGUAUUGGAGGUCAAGCAGUGUUUUGCUAGUCGCGAAGUUAACUCGCCACUGCUGCCUGAUGCGAGUCGACUCUCAAGUUAUGAUCGUCUACUGGGAGCGACUGCACGAAUGUUACAAUUCAUUGACAUUUUGAAAUCUAAAACUAAGGUGACCUUACAACACAAACAUAUUCUGGCUGCCGAACAUUUGUUAUUGCAGAGAGCGCAGAAGGAAGACUUCGCUGACGAACUCCGGAGCCUCCGCCGCGGCGAGCCCCUGACGAAAGGCAGCGCGCUCUUCGAGCUGGACCCCGAGCUGGCGGCUGACGGCGUGCUCCGCAUGCGGGGUCGCAUCGACGCCGCGCCCGUGCCUAUCAACAAGAGGCCGGCCAUACUACACGGACGAAACCGUUACCAUCGGGAGACGUCACGAGAAGCGCUGGGUGGCGCUCUACACCUGCCUGACGACCCGGGCGGUGCACUUGGAGCUCGUGCACUCGCUCAGCACCGACUCCGCCAUCAUGUCGCUCCGUCGCAUGGCCGCACGACGCGGCUGGCCCCGCACGAUGUGGAGCGACAACGGGACCAACUUCCGUGGCGCCACGAAGGAGCUACGGGCUGCUUACCAAGAAUGGCUGCCCGCACUGCAGCAGUACGGCCUGCAGUAUCGCUUGAACUGGCGGUUUGUUCCCCCCGGCGCACCGAACCAGGCCGGCGCUUGGGAGCGCAUGGUGCGGUCUGUAAAAGCCGCCCUCACGACGACGCUACACUCGCGAGCACCCAAGGAAGAGGUGCUUGCGACUCUGCUGGCGGAGGCCGAGGCGUGCGUCAACGCUCGGCCUCUCACCCAUGUCUCGGUCGAUCCCCGUGAUCCCGAGGCCCUGACACCGAACCAUUUCCUGCUCCACGGCCCCACGGGAACCCCCCUCACUGGUCCCUGUGGCGAGAUCAGCCGACGAGCCUGGAAAGUCAGCCAGGCACUCGCCGACUCCUUCUGGCGUCGCUGGGUGCGCGAGAUCCU